Messenger RNA from Phaeoacremonium minimum UCRPA7, 759 nucleotides. Its product is annotated as putative dna polymerase subunit cdc27 protein. Gene Ontology annotation, biological process: DNA strand elongation involved in DNA replication; DNA replication; nucleotide-excision repair, DNA gap filling. Bases 1 to 759 code for a protein of 252 amino acids. The record is from RefSeq and is a predicted model, not a curated record. The transcript has 6 exons. Gene Ontology annotation, molecular function: DNA-directed DNA polymerase activity. Lineage: Eukaryota; Fungi; Ascomycota; Sordariomycetes; Togniniales; Togniniaceae. Gene Ontology annotation, cellular component: nucleus; delta DNA polymerase complex.
AUGGACGAUUACAAGAAAUAUCUUGCUGAGCAGAUUUUGAGCGAGGAUAAGCUGGUCACAUAUCGUGCUCUCAGUAGGGCUCUUAAGGUUAAUGUCAACCUUGCCAAGCAGAUGCUUUAUGACUUCCACAAGUCGCAGAAUGACAGACGACCUGGCGCUAUCUACGCGACUUACCUAGUUUAUGGGAUCAAGAAGUCUGUCGAGGCCACUAAUGGCCAUGUGCGCGAGGAUGGGGAUGUCGAAAUGACAAGCUCUAUGCCUGAAGCCGAGUCAGUUGCUGAGGAAAUCACGACCCAUACCCUCACUCUGUACGAGCAAGUUACAUCGAUCCAUGUGUACAGUCUCGGACCGCACCCACUGAAGAGCAGAAAAGAACGGGAGGAAGCUUUGCGACGAAUGAUGGACGACGAGGACGAAGAAGAGGAGCCAGAGGAGAAAGCUGACAGUCCAAUGGAAGAGCCUGUUGAGGAGCCGCCAGCUCCAGAACCUGAGAAGGAGGCGGAGCCGACUGAAGUUGUCUCUAGCACGGGCGACGGUCGCCGGCGGGGCAAGAGACGAAUCAUGCGCAAGAAGCAGAUCUUGGAUGAUCAGGGAUAUCUGGUGACGAUCCAAGAACCAGGCUGGGAAUCAUUCUCUGAAGAUGAGACGCCUCAACCGCCGAAGAAGAAGGUCGAGACAUCUGCACAGCCCACGAAAGCUAAAAAAUCCGGUCCAAAGGGUGCUCAAGGCAACAUCAUGUCAUUCUUUUCCAAGAAGUGA